AAACUCUGUCUAGUGAAACCAAACCGUCACAACACGGCUCAGACCCACCUUGCGCUCGUGUGAUAAGUUGAAGAGGUCCUAAGGGAGAACCAAGAUGUCUGGCUUUAUAUCGAUGCUGAGAAAAAAGAAAGAGUUAAUUCCUUUGAUUGGAUUUGUGAGCCUCGCGGCGCUUGGUGCCACCUCUGCCUCCAUUUACUUUCUGCUGACAAAAUCUGAUGUGAUUAUAAACAAGAGCGGCAACCCGGAGCCCUGGGAAAGGCUGGAUCCAUCAAAACCUCAAAAGUUCAUAACCAUUAAUCAGCAAUGGAAGCCUGUGGAGGAGUUGGAGAUGGUGAAAAAGCUGACCAAGUAAAACUCCGACACGUCUGUACGGACACUGCGCUCGCGCACGGCACCCCUCACCAGUCUAGCGGAAUCCUUUCUGCACAGACUAGGCUCAAAGACAAUCAGUGUGCGGAAACGCUUCUGCUAAAUUGGUGGGGGUUUUACAUGCAUAUUGAUCCUUACACUAAGCUGUUGGUGUACGAAACAACGGGAGUAAAAACACGAGUCUACGGUAACUGUCUGAUGAAGUAAACAAAUAUAUAUAUUACGCAGUUCCUAAGAGUUGUUCAUUUGAUACAUGGACUGCACUGAGCUCUACGACUGUGAAGAACCUUCAGUAUGUAAGUAACCUCCUUGUG
Messenger RNA from Chanos chanos (milkfish), 683 nucleotides. It is a transcript of the gene coxfa4l3, whose product is annotated as cytochrome c oxidase associated subunit FA4L3. The transcript is spliced from 5 exons. Gene Ontology annotation, cellular component: respiratory chain complex IV. NCBI's taxonomy places the organism in Eukaryota, Metazoa, Chordata, Actinopteri, Gonorynchiformes, Chanidae. The record is from RefSeq and is a predicted model, not a curated record. The coding region runs from base 95 to 352 and encodes 85 amino acids.